AUGGCGCCAAGGGGGUUUUGUGUUGAGACAGAUGAAGUGAAGUCAGUGACUGAGGGAGAGUCUGUCACUCUAAACAUUGAUUACACUGGAAUAAAAUAUAUUCUGAUACAGUGGUUUGCACCUCAGCACCUUUAUAUAGCUCGAAUAGAUGGAGAUGACAAUAAAGUUUCAUAUGGUGAUGAUAAGAUGUUCAGAGACAGAGUGCAACUGGAUCAGACUGGAUCUCUCACUAUCAGAAACAUCAGAAUCAAACACUCUGGUCAAUAUGAAGUAGAGAUCCUCAGUAGCAGAGGAACCUCAUACCAGAAAUUUAAUCUUACUGUCCAUGAUUCUCCACGUGUGUCUAGUGAACAGACAGAAGAACUGAAGACACUGUCCUUGAAGGAGGGAGAUCCCGUCACUCUAAACACUGAUGUUUUUAAAACACAUGGAGAUGAGCUAAUACUGUGGAGGUUUGGAUCUGAAGGCUCUCUCAUAGCAAAAUGUGAUCUAGAGGACAAUAAUAUCCUUUUAUUAUCUGAUGGUGCUGAUGAGCGAUUCAGUGGCAGACUGCAGCUGGAUCAGACUGGAUCUCUCACCAUUACAAACACCAGAAUCACAGACACUGGACUUUAUCAAUUACAGAACUACAACAACAGAGAGACCAAAUACAAGAGAUUCAGUGUUGCUGUCACUGGUGAGUAG
This is a messenger RNA of Myxocyprinus asiaticus (Chinese sucker), 684 nucleotides long. RefSeq lists its product as uncharacterized. NCBI's taxonomy places the organism in Eukaryota, Metazoa, Chordata, Actinopteri, Cypriniformes, Catostomidae. The coding region runs from base 1 to 684 and encodes 227 amino acids. The transcript has 3 exons. The record is from RefSeq and is a predicted model, not a curated record.